AUGGAAACUCUUAGUUUCUUUGUUGGAGUGAUAGGGAAUAUCUUCUCUGCGUUGUUCUUCCUUUCUCCCUUGAAGACAUUUUGGAGAGUGUUGAAGAAAAAAUCAACAGAGGAAUUUGACAGUCUUCCUUAUAUUUCCACUUUUCUCACUACUUCUCUUUGGGCAUAUUAUGGAUUUAUAAAGCCUGAUGGAUUUCUCAUUGUCACUGUCAAUAUCUUUGGAAUUACCUUUCAAAUUUUUUACCUCUCCAUUUUCCUUCUAUUUUCACCUCCAAACAUGAGAGUUAGGACUACAAUCCUAGUGGCGAUUUUUGAUGUAGGAUUUGUGGGAGGAACAAUCUUGACAUCGUAUUUGAUGUUACAUGGAAAUUCUCGAAUCAAUGUCAUUGGAUUCAUUUGUGCUGCUCUUAAUAUCAUGAAUUGUGGUUCACCUCUCGGAAUAGCGAAAAAAGUGGUGAGAAGUAAAAGUGUGGAGUAUAUGCCUUUCCUUCUUACUUUUUGCAUGUUUGUAAAUUCUGGAGUUUGGGCUUUCUAUGCUGUGCUUGUCAAAGAUCCCUUCAUUGGAGUGACCAAUUUGAUUGGAUUCCUUCUAGGAGCCAUGCAAUUGGUAAUUUAUGCCAUUUACAUGAAUGGGCCCCAAUCAUCCAAAGAGGAGUACUCAUUGCUACAUGAGGAUCUUCUUCUACCACCUUCGGAUACGACGCGGUCUUCAGAAAUCGAACGAGUCUAA
Messenger RNA from Momordica charantia (bitter melon), 729 nucleotides. Its product is annotated as bidirectional sugar transporter SWEET16-like. Gene Ontology annotation, cellular component: membrane. Gene Ontology annotation, biological process: carbohydrate transport. Lineage: Eukaryota; Viridiplantae; Streptophyta; Magnoliopsida; Cucurbitales; Cucurbitaceae. Gene Ontology annotation, molecular function: sugar transmembrane transporter activity. The record is from RefSeq and is a predicted model, not a curated record.